GAUUAGUAUAUUCUUUUCUAUCCUGUAGUUUGUAGUUUCCCUGAAUCAAGCCAAGUAUCACAACUCUUUCUACCCAUCCUCUAUAUUGUCCCCUUUGUUCCGUGUUGAAAUAGAACCUUAAUUUAUUACUUAUUAUUAGAAUUAGAUUUUAGAUUAGUUAGUGAUUAGAUAUUAGUAUUAGACGAGAUUUUACGAAAAUUUUUUUUUUUGAUUUCUUUAUAGGAGAGGACAAAUCUCUUUUUUUCGAUGCGAAUUUGAUACGACAUAGGAGAAGCCGCCCUUUAUCAAAAAUUAUAUUAUUAUAUUAUUUUUAAUAAUAAAAGGGGGUUCCAACAUAUUAAUAUAUAGUGAAGUGUUCCCCCAGAUUCAGAACUUUUUUUCAAUACUCACAAUCCUUAUUAGUUAAUAAUCCUAGUGAUUGGAUUUCUAUGCUUAGUCUGAUAGGAAAUAAGAUAUUCAAAUAAAUAAUUUUAUAGCGAAUGACUAUUCAUCUAUUGUAUUUUCAUGCAAAUAGGGGGCAAGAAAACUCUAUGGAAAGAUGGUGGUUUAAUUCGAUGUUGUUUAAGAAGGAGUUCAAACGCAGGUGUGGGCUAAAUAAAUCAAUGGGCAGUCUUGGUCCUAUUGAAAAUACCAGUGAAGAUCCAAAUCGAAAAGUGAAAAACAUUCAUAGUUGCAGUAAUGUUGAUUAUUUAUUCGGCGUUAAAGACAUUCGGAAUUUCAUCUCUGAUGAUACUUUUUUAGUUAGUGAUAGGAAUGGAGACAGUUAUUCCAUCUAUUUUGAUAUUGAAAAUCAGAUUUUUGAGAUUGACAACGAUCAUUCUUUUCUGAGUGAACUAGAAAGUUCUUUUUAUAGUUAUCGAAACUCGAGUUAUCUGAAUAAUGGAUUUAGGGGCGAAGAUCCCUACUAUAAUUCUUACAUGUAUGAUACUCAAUAUAGUUGGAAUAAUCACAUUAAUAGUUGCAUUGAUAAUUAUCUUCAGGCUCAAAUCUGUAUAGAUACUUCCAUUAUAAGUGGUAAUGAGAAUUACGGUGACAGUUACAUUUAUAGAACCAUUUGUGGUAGUGAAAGUCGAAAUAGUAGUGAAAAUGAGGGUUCCAGUAGACGAACUCGCACGAAGGGCAGUGAUUUAACUAUAAGAGAAAGUUCUAAUGAUCUCGAGGUAACUCAAAAAUACAAGCAUUUGUGGGUUCAAUGCGAAAAUUGUUAUGGAUUAAAUUAUAAGAAAUUUUUGAAAUCAAAAAUGAAUAUUUGUGAACAAUGUGGAUAUCAUUUGAAAAUGAGCAGUUCGGAUAGAAUUGAACUUUUGAUUGAUCCGGGUACUUGGGAUCCUAUGGAUGAAGACAUGGUCUCUCUGGAUCCCAUUGAAUUUCAUUCGGAGGAGGAGCCUUAUAAAGAUCGUAUUGAUUCUUAUCAAAGAAAGACAGGAUUAACCGAGGCUGUUCAAACAGGCAUAGGCCAACUAAACGGCAUUCCCGUAGCAAUUGGGGUUAUGGAUUUUCAGUUUAUGGGGGGUAGUAUGGGAUCCGUAGUCGGAGAGAAAAUCACCCGUUUGAUUGAACACGCUGCGAAUCAAAUUUUACCUCUUAUUAUAGUGUGUGCUUCUGGGGGGGCGCGCAUGCAGGAAGGAAGUUUGAGCUUGAUGCAAAUGGCUAAAAUAUCGUCUGCUUUAUAUGAUUAUCAAUUAAAUAAAAAGUUAUUUUAUGUAUCAAUCCUUACAUCUCCGACAACUGGUGGAGUAACAGCUAGUUUUGGUAUGUUGGGGGAUAUCAUUAUUGCCGAACCCAAUGCCUACAUUGCAUUUGCAGGUAAAAGAGUAAUUGAACAAACAUUGAAUAAAACAGUACCCGAAGGUUCACAAGCAGCUGAAUACUUAUUCCAGAAGGGUUUAUUCGACCUAAUUGUACCACGUAAUCUUUUAAAAAGCGUUCUGAGUGAGUUAUUUAAGCUCCACGCCUUUUUUCCUUUGAAUCAAAAGGAAAGCAAAAUCAAGUAGAGCACUAAGUUCAAUUAUUUUAUUUGUGUUUGUAGCAAAAAAGUAGUUAGUUUAGUGGAAUCAAAGUAAAUAAGAUAAUAAUGGCGUUUUCUUUGGUGAUAGAAGAUCUAAUUGUAGAAAGAAUCAAAACGGAAGUUGAGGAUAACUCUUUUUUUGACCUAUAUUCCUGAUUACGAAUCAAGAAGCCUUUAUCAACAAGAGUGAGUUCUUCCUUUCGUGAAAUUAGGAAAAUAAAACGAAUUUCUUCUUGUCUUAGGUAUAUAAUUUGAAAUUUAAAUAUAGAUAAUAGAGUUUUGUAUCUUUCUCUAUCUCCCGAAAAACCAUUUUAGCUAAAAAUUCAUGUUGGAUCGGAUUCGAACGAAUCUUUCGAUAAUCUGUAAAAAACUCUUUAUCUAUUUUUCGAAAAUUAGAAGACAAGAACAAAAGUAAUAAAGUUUAUUAUCAUACAUAUCUUUCUCAUGUAGGAGAUGAAUAAGUCCAUUUAUUUAGUUCUACAGUUCUACAUUCUUUGCACUUAUUAUACGUACUCAGUUAGAUUUAGAUAUAUAGAUACUUAGAUCUAUACUAAGAAUUUCAAAUUCUUCAAAUUCUAUUAAUAAUAAAUAUUAUCUAAUUAGAAUUCAAAUUCUUAAUUUCAUUAUAAUUAUUACAAGAUAUCUUUAUUUAUAUAAUAACAUAAUAACAGAUACAAAUAGUAAAUUGAGGUACCCCUUCUAUGACAAAUUUGAACCUUCCAUCUAUUUUUGUGCCGUUAGUAGGCCUAGUCUUUCCGGCAAUUGCAAUGGCUUCUUUAUUUCUUCAUGUUCAAAAAAACAA
Messenger RNA from Lycium barbarum (goji berry), 2810 nucleotides. RefSeq names its product acetyl-coenzyme A carboxylase carboxyl transferase subunit beta, chloroplastic. The coding region runs from base 480 to 1994 and encodes 504 amino acids. Gene Ontology annotation, molecular function: acetyl-CoA carboxylase activity. The transcript has a single exon. Gene Ontology annotation, cellular component: acetyl-CoA carboxylase complex. Gene Ontology annotation, biological process: fatty acid biosynthetic process. The record is from RefSeq and is a predicted model, not a curated record. Lineage: Eukaryota; Viridiplantae; Streptophyta; Magnoliopsida; Solanales; Solanaceae.